AUGGUUGUGAGUCUUGCUGAAUCCGAAACUACUGACUAUAAAUCAUCUUCACAAAUUCAAACGACUUCGAGAGAAUCGUUUAAUCCACAUACAACGAAAUGGUCAGAUGUUAACUUAGUUAAGUUUGGAGCUCUCAUCACUGUUGCAUCAACUAUUGAAAAUGCUGUCUUCUAUCCGUUUUAUGUUCUUAAAACACGUGAGCAAAGUGAUCGUCGCAAUCUAUCACUGUUAAAAUCAUUCCGAUGUCAUCUCUCUGCUACUCUAUCAAAAUCAAAUAAUAGCAAAGGCCCUUCUUUAUUUCGUGGCUUCUGGUUCUCAAACAUGACGAGUAUACCAGCAUAUGGAAUUUAUUUAGGUAUUUAUCUGUCUUCUAAAGAUCAACUUAAUGCAUCUGCAAAUGUUUCGGCUCAAUUUUAUGCGCCAUUCAUUGCUGGUGCUCUUGCUGAUGUUGUAAGUCUUUUAUUCUACGUACCAAGUGAUGUUAUUGUACAACGUCUACAAAUAGCUAAUAGUCCAUAUAAAUCAUCGUUAGAUGCUGUCCGUAAAAUCUAUAAAUGUGACGGUAUGAAAGGGUAUUAUCGAGGUCUUGGCGCAACAUUUAUUGUCAGUAUACUUGCUUCAUCGAUGUGGUGGACGGUCUAUGAAAAUAUCAAACAUUUUCUUUAUCGUCCAUCGAUAUUACCUUAUUUCAUAUGGUCAAAAUCAUCGGAUGAUCAAACAGCUGAAAUACAUCGAAUUCCACAAUUUACAGCUGGUUUCAUUGCUGGUACAGUUACGUCGACUUGUGUUAAUCCAUUGGAUGUAGUGAAAACACGUAUUCAAACACAAAAUAUUCAUACGUUAGGUACAACAGCGUCCACAAUAAUGUAUAAAAAUAUUUUUCAUGGACUUAAAUGUUUAUGGCGUGAAGAAGGUGUAAAUGGAUUGCUCAGAGGUGUACUACCGAAAUUAGCAUCGAGAGGGCCACUGUCAGCUUUUAGUGCACUUGUAUUUGAACUUGUGCUUUACUAUUCAAGGGAUGAUCUUCAUGCGUUUUAA
This is a messenger RNA of Rotaria socialis, 1038 nucleotides long. The record is from the annotation of a GenBank genome assembly. Lineage: Eukaryota; Metazoa; Rotifera; Eurotatoria; Philodinida; Philodinidae.